This is a messenger RNA of Aspergillus puulaauensis, 831 nucleotides long. RefSeq lists its product as uncharacterized. The transcript has a single exon. The coding region runs from base 1 to 831 and encodes 276 amino acids. The record is from RefSeq and is a predicted model, not a curated record. Lineage: Eukaryota; Fungi; Ascomycota; Eurotiomycetes; Eurotiales; Aspergillaceae.
AUGGUUGCAGCAACCACUGCUAUAUUCCCUAAUUUCCAAAACCUUCCUCGAGAGCUGCGCGAUCAAAUAUGGCACGAUUCAAUGCCCGAGAAAGAUAAACCUGCCCUUUUUCCUUGGAAGAAAGGCUGUUGGUGCCCCCGACAUCUACAAAAACAUGAACCACAAUGGGAACCCAACGAGGAUCUGAAUUUGAUAUUAGAAACGUGCUAUGGCCUGUUAGAUCACGUCCAGGUCGAAGUCCCGCUAUUCUUCGUGAGCUGGGAAGCCCGCCGAAUUGCCUUAGCGUGGAUGCGCAAACAGGACAUCACAUUACGCUUCCGCAAGGAUAAACAAUGCUGGGUCUUCACACGCCCAUUUGAUCCAAUGAUGGACACAGUCUACAUUGCAAAGGAUAAGAUAUACGAGUUCUUCGUCGAGCCUCAGGAUCGGAUGUUCGAACCGGACCUUCAUGAUCGGAGUGCUUCAAUCUAUCCAUAUCUUAGGCGGGUCGCUGUCCCUCCGGGUUUAUUCCAGGAUGACGUUUCUGAGCUUUUUGAUUGGUACUCCCUUCUACAGGAAAUGUCCGUGGUCGUCGGCCCGCAGCCAUGCUGGGAUAAUUAUGAUAGGCAGCGGGUGCAGGGGCAACGGUGGGAAGUUAAGGACACACAAGGGGGAGUCUUUGUCUACAACCACAGCCAUCGACGUUUUGACUUGCAUGAUGGGGAUAAAGCUGUAGGUGGUGAGGCAUUGGACAGGCAGAUAGAAGAGGCCUGUGAAUAUUUCAGUGGGAUGGUUGCUGAUAAUAAAGGCGAAAGGUUUGAGAUUCGGAAAGUCAUUGCUGUUAUGAGCUGA